Messenger RNA from Chrysoperla carnea, 1552 nucleotides. RefSeq lists its product as uncharacterized. The transcript is spliced from 4 exons. The coding region runs from base 50 to 1552 and encodes 500 amino acids. The record is from RefSeq and is a predicted model, not a curated record. NCBI's taxonomy places the organism in Eukaryota, Metazoa, Arthropoda, Insecta, Neuroptera, Chrysopidae.
UUUGAAAGGGGAAUUCCAAAUUAAUUGCGUAUAAAUACUAAACAAAAAUAUGUCAUUCAAUGUCCCUCGUGAUCAUUUAUUAUCUCCAAUUGAAUCAGUUGAGGUAUUAAGAACAACUCGUUUAAAUCCAUUCUAUUGCACUCGAUGUGGAACUUAUCAUGAUGUGAUCACUCCAUGUCCACGAUUUGAAGAUGAUAUUCAGAAUAAAAAUUCAUAUUAUUAUCAAAUGUACAACGUUGAUACUACUUCUCGAAAACCAUUAAAAAAGUUUUUUGAAGAUUGUCGAGUUGAAUUACCAACUACCGAAAAUGAUACACAACCUGAUGAAUUAAGUCUUUAUGACAAUUGCCAAAUAGUGACUCCAUGUAAUUAUUGUUUACCAAAUAUAUCAAAAUGUGUCACUUUCAAUUUAGAGAACUCGUUCGAAAAUGAACAACCUUCAAAUGAGAAUGAACAACCAUGUAAACCUUGUAUAAAGUAUGUACAAGAUAAAUGUAUUAAUGUUGCAAGUAAUACAGAUUUGUGUGAUACCGAACUAGAAAAUAAAUGCGAUACAAAUUUAAAAACUUUGAGCAAUGUGACACAAGGAACCGAAACAGUUCUAACAAAUGAGAAAGGAACGGAUUCAUUUGAUAAUGAUUGUACGUUAUUUGAACAUUUUGGUUGGUGUAAUUUUCAUGAACGAUUACAUGGUGCUGGUUUCUCUUAUCCGUACGACAGUAUUCUGUUACCAGCUAUCACAGAAAUUGAAGAGACACAAUUAUUAGAAGAAAAAGCACCUGGACCAUGGACUAAAGAAGGGAAAACUUAUCAUAAAAGAAUAUUAAAAUUAACUUAUCCACAACAUAAUCUCGAGUAUCAUAAAAAAUGUAAGGGUAAAUAUGGCAAUAAAAAACCAGUGCCAGCGUGGAUGGGAUGGUUGUGGAAUGCGACUGAUGAGUGUAUGAUGGGUGGUAAAUAUAAAUAUCCCGUACGACCAGAUUGGAGACCUGGCGCAAUGAACUAUAAAAUAGCCAGAAUGAUCAAACGACACCGUGGAGGCUAUGAAGAAAUUGAAAAACCAAAACGUAAACCAAAAAAACGGAAACGAGAAGAAGAUGAAGAUAUUCGACCAAUGAUUGUUAUAAUGAAAAGACAAGGAUGUUAUUUGAUAACAAUGAAUCCAAUAUUUAAUCCAUUUCUACCAAGUGAUCAAAAUUUAGAAUGUGCACCUAUACAUUUUAUAGUUGAUCAGCGAAAAUGUCAAAUCGAACGAGUUAAACCAAAACCAAAAUGUGAUUGUAACUGUGAAUGUGAUGAGAAUUUUGAAGAAAGUGGUGAAAAUAUGGCGUCUAGUUAUACAAGUGAUGAGGAAAAUGACGACGAAGAUGAAUUUGAAUUAGAGUUUACACCGCCAAUUUGUUUAGUUGAUCAUGAAACAUUGAUGAAGAAAAAGCAUCCUAGAGCAGAUACAGGUACACAAACUGAACCGAUGGCGUCGACAGUGAAAAUUGUUAAAUCAAAAAGUUCUGUAAAAAAAGGAAAAGGAAAAUCCGGAAAAGCAAAAAAAUAA